This is a messenger RNA of Rubroshorea leprosula, 1821 nucleotides long. Lineage: Eukaryota; Viridiplantae; Streptophyta; Magnoliopsida; Malvales; Dipterocarpaceae. The record is from the annotation of a GenBank genome assembly.
CGGACCUUUUCGAGAGCUCUUCUCUCUCUAUUAUAUUUCUCUCCCUCUAAAAAGAACCCCAAGUAUAAAAUAUUGUUAAUUUGGGCGCCGAAGUGUCUACCUCCAAGAACAACCCUCAGAUGGAAGAUCAAGUUGCCUCAAAAAUCCAGCUUCCCCCCCACCAAGUCUUUGAUGUCCCUCCAAGGAGUGGCGCCGCCUCCGAAUGCUUCGACGACGACGGCCCUUUCAAGCGGACUGGAUCCGUGUGUGCCCACGUAAUUACAGCUGUGAUAGCUUCUGGAGUUCUAUCCCUGGCCUGGGCCACAGCUCAGCUGGGAUGGGUUGCUGGUCCAACCGUCAUGUUCUUAUUCUCUCUUGUCACUUACUACACCUCCACUCUUCUGCCCGCUUGUUACCGUUCUGGUGACCCUAUCACCGAAGAGAGAAACUAUGCUUACAUGGAUGCAGUUCGAUCAAACUUAGGUGGGUUUCACGUCAAAUUUUGUGGGUGGGUUCAAUACCUCAACCUUUUCGGAGUUGCUAUUGGAUACACCAUUGCAUCAGCAAUUAGCAUGAUGGCUAUUAAGAGGUCUAAUUGCUACCACGAGAGUGGCGGCAAGAAUCCGUGCCAUAUCAACAGCAACCCUUAUAUUAUUGCAUUUGGAAUUGUGGAGAUCAUUUUCUCUCAGAUUCCUGACUUUGAUCAGUUGUGGUGGCUAGCCAUUGUUGCUGCAGUCAUGUCCUUCACUUACUCAUCAAUUGGACUUGGUCUUGGAAUUGCAAAAGUUGCAGAAACUGGAAAAAUCAUGGGAAGUCUAACGGGAAUAAGCAUUGGCAAUGUAACUCAAACCCAGAAGAUAUGGAGGAGUUUCCAGGCUCUUGGAGACAUUGCUUUUGCUUACCCUUAUUCUCUCAUCCUCGUUAAAAUUCAGGAUAUUAUCAGAUCCAAACCAUCAGAAUCCAAGACAAUGAAGAAGGUAUCUAUGAUAAGCAUGGCAGUGACUACCAUAUUCUACAUGCUUUAUGGCUGUAUAGGUUAUGCUGCUUUUGGAGACUUAUCCCCUGAAAACCUCCUAACUGGUUUUGGCUUCUAUAACCCAUUCUGGCUCCUUGACAUAGCCAAUGCCGCCAUUGUCAUUCACCAUGUUGGUGCUUACCAAGUUUACUGCCGACCUCUAUUCGCCUUCCUUGAGGAACAGGCAGCUGAAAGAUUCCCAACUUGUGAAUUCUUUACCAAAGAAAUUAAGAUCCCUAUCCCCGGUUUUCACUCUUACAAUCUAAAACUCCUCAGGUUCGUUUGGAGGACACUUUUCGUGAUCACCACCACUAUCAUCUCCAUUCUUUUCCCCUUCAAAGGUGUGGUUUUAGUUUUCAAAGCUCUAGGAUUCUGGCCACUUACAGUUUACUUCCCUGUAGAGAUGUAUAUCAGACAAAAGAACAUCCCAAAGUGGAGCACAAGAUGGCUCUGCCUUCAAAUCCUGAGCAUUGCCUGCCUUAUCGUCACCAUUGCAAUAGCUGCUGGCUCUAUUGCAGGAGUUGUUCUUGAUCUCAAGUCAUAUAAGCCCUUCUCCACCAGUUAUUGAUUCAAUACAGCUCCAAAACAAGGUUUGCUGGAUAUAUCCAUAAUCAUAUUGAGCCAAAGAGAUGUAUCAGUCCUUAUUCUUAAUGCGGUUUCCUUUUAUGGAUCGUAAUCAUAUCAGCUAAAAUAAUUACAUGUCUCUCUUCUUGCUCAUACUGAGUUUGAAGAUCACGCUUUGUUCAUAUCAGAAACUGCUCUUUCCUGACAAACAAUACUCAAGAACUAUAAUAUGGUAUUGUACAAAAGAAAAUGUAAUCUGAAUU